Seminavis robusta is the source of this 742-nucleotide messenger RNA. Lineage: Eukaryota; Bacillariophyta; Bacillariophyceae; Naviculales; Naviculaceae. The record is from the annotation of a GenBank genome assembly.
AUGGCUGCCGGUGUUGCUCUCAGGGGACCACAACCACCACAAGAUGAUGAUGGACCACUACCCAUUCUUCCCAGCUUUGUUCCUCGCAACCAAGUCCCUAUCAUGGCAGCCAGGCCUCCUGCAGUUGCGCAGCUUCCUUCCAUUGCUGACAACGAUGAUGAGGAUGAUGUUGCGGAAGAGGAUGGCCCCACUACUUGGAAGCCAAAGAGGAUGGUCAAGGAAUGGGAGAAUGAGCAUGGAAUUCGCCAUGUCACUAUCAUUGUCUGGCUGAGCAGUGGCGCGACUGAAGCCGACAUCGAAACCAUGGUCUCUGCGAAUGGCAAGAAGCUGACUAUCAGUGAGAAGUGGCACCAAGACCUCUUGGAUAUUGGGGAGUUCUAUUAUCUCUAUCAACAACACACAAAGGAAAACCUAGAGGAUACCAAUGUGAGGCGCCAUGCCAUGCAGCAGUAUGUCAGGUCCAUCCUUGAUGUCAGGGGUGAUGUCAUUUCAGAGUUCACCAUGGACCUCCCAUUUCCAGUUGAUCCCUCUACUUUGAAUGUUACCUUCCCCAGCUUUGAGUCUGGUGCAUUGUUCUGCCAUGUUGACUUGGCUGAGAAAAGGAAGAAAAGGGUAGCUCAAUCCUUUGUCAUGAGGAAGAGGCAUGCCAAGGGCAAGAAGAAGGGUGAUAUUGAAUACAACAACCUGACCCCUCACCACUAGACAAACUCAACAACAGCCAUGGCUUUGAUGUGUGUUAGGC